AGGUCUGGGUACAGGUACUUAUGAUAAUGCCCCAGCAGUGAUAAUGCAAAUCUGGGUUGAGAACAAUGGCUCAGAAGGAAGAGAGAAGUCUACCGCCAGAUCCUUUGCAGGCCAUCUGCUCAGUCCCCACUUCCUCCAGGACAGCCAGCUGCAGCAGGCCUGUUGCAAGGCAGAAGUCAUCAGGAAAUUCCCUGGAUAUUGUAACCCGUGAUUGCAGCCUCUAAUUAAUCAUCAACACUGUAAUAUGAUCCUGGUUUGACAAGGGGACCUGCUGAAUCUUUGGAAACCUGUCCACUUGGCCUUCUCCAGACCCAGGGACCUGUGCCCAAGGACCCCAGGCUGAUGGGGGCCCAGAUCUGCUCCCAGGCUGAUGCCGAGGCUCCGCGAGAGGCUCUCCGUUUCCACGCCACGGCCAUGGGCGCGCAGGUGCGUCUGGAUGUGCAGCGACGCACCGCGCGCAGGCGAGCCACAUUCCACGACGGCAUCGUGUUCAGCCAGCGGCCGGUGCGGCGUGGGGAGCGCGUGGCGCUGCGCGUGCUGUGUCACGAGCGCGGCUGGUUUGGCGGCCUCCGCGUGGGCUUCACGCGCCUAGAUCCUGCCCGCCUGUCCGCGCCCAGCCUGCCGCCCUUCGUGUGCCCGGACCUGGAACAGCAGAGUCCGACGUGGGCGGCGAUGCUGCCCAAUGGCUGCGCACUCGCGGGAGACGUAGUGCACUUCUGGGUGAACUGCCAAGGCCGGCUCUUCGCCCAGGUCAACGCCGGGCCCCGGCUCCUGCUGCGUAAAGGCGUGCUCAUGGACGCCCCGCUCUGGGCCGUGAUGGACGUGUACGGGACCACCAAGGCCAUUGAGCUUCUGGAUGAGGCCAUGGAUCCUACAGCCAGCGCCUUCCCCACGACCAUGCCAUGGAUCCUCAGUGAUGAAACUCUGCCCGAACCCAAAGCAAGAGAGGAUUGUGCCAUCUGCUUCCACCAGGCUGCCAACACCUGCCUUGUGCCCUGCGGCCACACACACUUCUGCAGCUCCUGUGCCUUGCGGGUCUUCAGAGACACGGCCAAAUGCCCCCUGUGUCGCUGGGAGAUCAAGGCGGUGGCCCCGGCUUGGGGCCUCCCACUCUGGGCCCUGGAGACAGCCUCCCAGUGUAGGUGACAGAGUGGGCCUAGGUCUAAGCUGGGCCCCUGCUGAGGGAAGAGGUGCAACUCCCCCCCGCUUUCUGGAAAAGUCAGAAAAGCUGGGCAGUGACAGACACAGUGAGAGAGGGGAGCAGGGCUGUGACAGCCUCUCCCCACCUCAGCAGGUCUGGCCCAGUGGAGCCAGGAGGUGCCGCUUUCUGCCCACACCAAACUAUCUCCUUGGUGGGUACCUGGCUGGAGAAAGUGGCUCAGCAGUGAGCCAGGGGGCUUCUGGCCCCUUUGCUUACUUUCAUGCACAUGUCGUUUGUGCAUGCCAAGACUUCUGGCUGGCCUCCUGCUUCAGCCGCCAUGGACCUAACAAUCUCUGGGUACAUUUAAGUCCCAGGGGUCACAAGAACCCACACGUGUCAGUGAGAAGGGCCUUUGUGAGGGGAUGGCCUGAUCACUGGUUUUAUGGCUGAGGAAGUUGGGGUAACUGCACAUGUCAGAUGAAAGCCCUGCCCACCCUGGGUUGUUGAAGAGCCUGGAUCACAUGCUGGGAGCAUCUCAGCGGGGUUUUUUUUCAUUGGAGUAUGGUUGAUGUAUAAUAGCAUGCGAGUGACAGAUGUACAAUAUCACAGUUUUUAAAGGUUACACUGCAUUUAUCAUUAUAAAAUACUGGUUAUAUUCACCUCAUCAUACAGUAUAUCUGACAGUUUAUUUGAUACUUAGUAGUUAUACGUCCUAAUCCCCUAGCCCUAAAUUGCCCUUGCCAUUCCCUCUCCGCAGUGGUAAUCACCAGUGUGCUCUCUACAUCUGUGAGUCUCUUACUUUGUUAUUAUAUUCACUGAUUUGUUGUACUUUUUAGA
Molecule: messenger RNA, 1978 nt
Organism: Phacochoerus africanus (Common warthog)
Lineage: Eukaryota; Metazoa; Chordata; Mammalia; Artiodactyla; Suidae
Gene: NEURL3
Product: neuralized E3 ubiquitin protein ligase 3
Exons: 4
Coding region: 343-1146 (267 amino acids)
Source: RefSeq, a predicted model, not a curated record